This is a messenger RNA of Moneuplotes crassus, 3534 nucleotides long. NCBI's taxonomy places the organism in Eukaryota, Ciliophora, Spirotrichea, Euplotida, Euplotidae. The record is from the annotation of a GenBank genome assembly.
UUUAGACACAAUGCCUGCGAGAAGACGUCGUGAAAUUUAUAGGAACAAUACUCCCAAUCGAGAUGAUAUGGAAACUCAAAACAAUAGAAGUUUGCCUGAAUACAGCCCACUUAUCUGAGUAAAAGUGGAUAAAUCAGAGACAAAGCUAAUGAGGCUAGAAGGAAAUGCAGAUUCUCAACAGAUUUACUUCUCAGAACUUACCGAUGUUACUAAAGUGAGAAAUCUAAUCUCUCAUGGCAAGGAGAAGGGUUCUAAACAGAUGUUCUGUAUUACAAUGUACAAUGAGCCUUACAUCCAAGUGCUGCAAUCUUUAGCUGGAAUCUAUCGGAACUACUUCGAGCUACUCGAGAUCAACGAGAAUGACUAUAAGGACAAGAUCUCCAUCGUUAUUGUUUGUGAUGGUUACCCUAUCUUCAUGAAGAGUGAGUGCAACAACCAGGUUAUUGACAACUGGCAGAGAUACGAGAAGGCAGGCAUCUAUGACCACAAGAAAUCCAAAUAAAUUUUGGGAACACAAGUAUCUUGACAAAGAUAAGUAUGCCAAGGCAGAAGAUAGGUAUACAUUUUCACAACUUCCAGCUCUCAAUCUGAUUGACGAUGAUCGCAGAGACGAAGAAGUGAAGAAUACUGAUAAAAAAGAACUCUUCCUUGAAACAAAGAAUGUGGCUCACUGCUUCUCAAGGUCGAUGGUCUUCGAAGAUUUUCUUAAAGGCUUGAAUAACUCUGAACAUCAAGGGUUUCUGAUAGACAACCUCUCUAUUGAAGAUUUCUUGUACGGAAACCAUAAACAAACUAAAAUUUCUACUAGGAAGUACAAGUCACUUCCAAUCGACGUACAUCUAGUAGUGAAACAUGCCAAUAGGGGGAAGAUUGAGUCCCAUUUGUGGUUCUUUAAAGGCUUCUGAAACACAAUGAAUCCUGAUUUUACUACUAUUAUUGAUGCUGGGACUAUCCCAAUGUGGAAAUCUCUAUCGAAACUUACAAUAUUUAUGGAGAAGAAUUAUAAUACAGGAGCGGUGUGAGGAGAAAUUGAAGUAAUUCUUAAUGACAAGCAUGAUGAUGGUAGAGAAGUCACCUUCUUUGAAAGCAUUCUUCUCAGAUCUCAGUACGUUGAGUACAAACUCUCCCAUUACCUCGAUAAAGCUGCUGAGUCUCUUUUUGGUUACAUCUCUGUGCUGCCUGGUGCCUUCAGUAUGUUCAGGUGGAAAUGAAUUAAAGGAGAGCCACUCGAAGAGUUCUUAAAAGGGACUUCUAUUUCUGAUCCAUCUAAACCAUUCCCGAGUUGCUCAGAAGGAAACAAGUUUUUGGCAGAGGAUCGUAUCAUGCCUUUGGAGAUCAUCUCAAAGAAGGCAGGAAAGUACAUUAUCAGAUACGUACCUGGAUGUAAAGCUCUGACGGAUGCACCAUCCACAUUGACUCAAUUGAUUAAACAGAGAAGGAGAUGGUUCAAUGGCUCAUUGUUCGCAACAUGGUAUGUUCUAAAGAAUCCAUGAAAAAUCAUGAAACGCAAAGGCUGCUGAAGAAAGAUAUUUUAUUUUAUGUUUUUCAUCUACAUGGCCUUAAAUACCCUAGUAGGGCUACUCAUUGUUGGAUUGUUUUAUGCUUCUUAUAGUAUAUUCUUAAGAUCGGUCUUUCCUGCAUCAGAUUGAUUAAACAUUUCAAGAACAGCAAAUGCACUUGAAAAUAUCUACUUAACAUUUUUAUUCUUUGCUCUAGUCUUAAGCACCUGUGUAAGAAUUGAAUGGUGAGAUCGAUAUUUUAAGGUUGUUGCUAUUUUUAUGGGAAUCUUCUCCCUCUUGAUGAGCAUAGCAGUUGUUUUCUCUGUGAUCAGACUAGAAUUAAAUAUGAAAGUCUAUAUUGCUGUAGCAGGAGUGCUUAGUACGUAUUUGAUCCCAAUGAUAUGAAACUUUAACCGAUUAAAAUUCCUGAACUUCAUCAAAGGUACUAUUUAUCUGUUCUUCAUGACUCCUACUUAUAUAAAUAUAAUGACAAUCUAUGCAAUUGCCAACACUCAUGACGUAACUUGGGGAUCGAGGGGCUCAACAAGCACUACUCAGGAAUCAAAGAGGGACAAACAGCAGCGAGUCUCUUACGAAAACUAUAGAUCAAACUGGUUGAUACUUUUUCUGAUAACAAACUUAUGUGCUGGAUGGUACGUCAUCUCUAUCUCUCGUCAGAAUCAGACAGAGUGGCUGUUCUGGGUAAUAGUAGUCCUCGGAGGUAUCAUCGUGUUCAAGCUAGUCUGAUCUUGGCUCUAUGCUGUUAGAUAUCGGUGUAAGAAGAAGAAGAUGAAGAAAUAUAUUAAAGAAAAUGAGAAUAAUGGGAUGGAGAUCCUCACUGAGAAAGCCCAACAACCUAGAAAAAGGCUUGACUUUGGAUGUGUUCCCAUAAUCAGGCAUUGUUCAGAGCAAAGAGGAAGUAAACAUCGAAGAAGCUCAACUAGAAGCUUUAGUAAAAAAUCUGAAAAUGGUAGAGCUGAAAAUGGAGAACAACAAAGUGCAAGAUAUGAGAGUAGACGAAGAAAUUCCAGAAUGAAUAGAAGGAGUAGUACUUACAGUAGGCCUAGCAGAUCCAGUAGGCCUAACAGAUCCAGUAGGCCUAACAGAUCCAGCAGGCACAGCAGAGAAAGAAGAUCAAAUAAAAGAACAAGAGAUAGUAGAAUAAAAAAUGAGAAAGAUGAGCCAAAAAGCUUAAACUCUACUGAAGAAAAUAAAUACAGACAAGAAUCUUCUUUUGCAGAUAGAGAAUAUUCUCUCUAUCAAAGAAGUGUGCAAUCUUCAAGUAAACAAGAGCUAUCCUUAAGUUCAGGGCGGGCAAGUGAUGAACAUUCGAAUGACUAUAAGGAUCAACCAACUUUUCAUUACCCUGGAGAACCUCAAAAUAAUCCUCGUGAUUCAUGAGAAGAUCUAUAUCAUGGAAGUUAUGAAGACAGGAGGUCUCUGAAUUCCAGAACUGAGGGUGAACCAGAGCAAAGAGAAAGCAGCAAUUAUAGCUACAGACAUGAAGAUAGUCAAUAUAAUAGGAAAGAAAGCUACACAGAUACUCAAUAUUAUGCCACUAGGAGUAGAUUUGGUGAGGAUAAUGAACCAAGCUUAUCAUUUAAUGAAAAUACUAACAAAAGCUAUCUUGAUAAGACUGAUGGGAAAUUUGUUAAAAAUAGCAAAGGAGAUGAAGAUCCUCUGCCAGGUGAAUUCUAUCAGGGAGAAUAUAUUAAGCCUGUAAAAACAGAAGCAUCUAUGUUACCCAGGACAAAUUCUGAGAAAGAAAUCUCUCACUAUACAUCCCUUAGUUCUUUGAGAGAAGAAAAGAAGCUAAGAGAGGAGGAUAUUGCUGACGGAUACGAUGCUAAAAACUUUUAUCCUUCAGAAAAGCCAAGUGAGUCUAUUCAAGAGGAUUCCAGAGACUUUGUCAGCGACAGAGAGUCUGAAGAUGACCAGAGGGGUACCUUCAGGCGCAACUAUGGCGUCAGCCAUAGGAGUGGCUACAGGAGCCACCGUAAGUCACCUAAAAGGACAAAAAGAAGGAACAGAUAAG